AUAAUCAUGCGUGUGAUUUUCUCUGAUCAAGUCCCAAGCAUGCAUGAAACAGACUUUCAAUCUCAAAUACCAUAUUCCAGACUGAUUAUCUGUUUUGGUAUUAAAUCAAUGUGUCUGAUUUACAGUCAGAGGGAUAAUAUAAAGUGGGAAUUGGUCCCACCACAUGACUUAUUUUGGGUCUGCAGAAGCCUCUUAGAUGGGUCAUGUCCAGUUUGGGUCGCAAAGGGCACCAGCCAUAUGUAGUGACAUCUUGCUUUUAGGAAGCUGAGGCUGCAGGACUGGUACAGCAGAGGAAUUGAGAGUAGAGCGGACUUUUACAGUGUGGCAGGGAGGUGUACACCCCAUGCAGGAAGUGUCCUCUGAAGAGGCUACAUAUUCAACCUCCCUUACAGUACAGACUCACAGGCAGCUGGGGGAGGUCCCUCUUUAUCACAGAAACAGGAACUGGCUGGGAUAUCAGGGAAGUCCAGGGCAACCUCUUGUGACUCAACCACCAGGGCUGUGUUUUCUGUGCACUUUUAUGUGUUUACACGGCCCAUCUCGGUAGGUAGCGUCUGUUCCAGUAUGCGAUGUGGUGUCUGAGGUCUUUAUACGAAAUGGCAGGAUAUCCUUGAUAUUUCUAGGUAGGUAACUAUAGCUCUCAGAAUCAAUAAUGAAAUUUCUCAUCCCCGACCCAUAAUGUUGCACAGAAUGAUGGCUACUUCACAAAUCAUUUUGUACCCGAAUCCUCCUUUUCAAAUGCUAGAGAUUAAACAAAAAUAAACGCAUACUCUCAAUUUAGGAAGCCCCCACCCGCCAGCCGGAGGACUGCAAGCUGUGAGCUGUCGGCCAGUUUCAGUAGCUGACUAAUUAGGAAUGGAAGCAGUAUGAAUUACUAAUGAAGGUUGCUUGGCAGACAUGUUUGUCCAGUUUCAUAUCAACUCUGUGAAAACGGUCAUCAUAUCGGUAUGUUCGCACUAAAAAAAGGAGUAUCUUGUCUGGAGGCGGGUACUAUAUGUGUGGCUCUUCAAAAUCCUGUGUAUGCAAUCUGCUGAUUAAUAAGGUCUCCGCUUAAUGUCGUGGAGACUUUUUGCCAUUAUAUACGACCGUCAUUUCAACUACAGAUUGUUAGUUGAUCUUUCAGUGUAAAUCCAGUGGGCAAAAUGUGUGUUUUUCGUCCCCAUUUUAUUUUCAAAGAAUCAGCUGUCUUGUAUGAAAUGCUCAGACCUAAUUACCAACUUAAAAUAGCUAGUAUCGCAGAACCCCAAGGGUUGUCAUCGCUAACAUUAUGUUUAACGAUAUGAAUCUUAUUACAUAUGCAGUAUAUCUGUGCACUGAUUGCAUGUGUACGUUGCAGAAUAAAGACAACUUACAUGAAACUGGUAAAGAAAAUAAAGACAUAUUACAUGAGACAGCGAUAACCCUCUGUUAUUGGUCUGUGUUCAUGUACUUAUUUUAAUGCCCCUUAUAUUUAUGUCAAUCUUACUGCUUUCUGAAACUCCCUUUUCUAGGGUCUGAGUCCGCCGUCGUCCACCGUUCGGGUUUCCGUUCCGGUUGAACCGUUUCUCCAGAGCCAGGGUUUUUCACGCCAUCAAGUGGGAGGUGAAAGACUCCACCUCCCAGAGUCCCCUGCGAGCGAACGACAGCAAACGAUUGGCCAAGGCCGUCAAUUUCGCUGGGAACCGUGGCCGUGAAUGUAGUCCAGGGAAGGAAGCUGCUCGCAAAAUCUGGCUAACGAGCCAGCUGCACAAAUUACAAAAUAAGCUGGCAUGGAGAACAAGACAAAUGGCUCUGUGGACACCAAGAACCUGCUGGAGAAUGGAGAGCUGCCGGACCCAGCUGACUGGGCAGUGGCAGAUGUGGUGGAUUACUUCAAGGCCGCAGGGUUUGAAGAGCAAGCUGCCGCUUUCAAGGACCAGGAAAUCGACGGGAAGUCGCUGCUCCUGAUGACACGGAACGACGUCCUCACCGGCCUGUCCAUCAAGCUGGGGCCAGCACUGAAGAUCUACGAAUACCAUGUGAAGCCGCUGCAGACACAGCACCUGAAAAACAGCGUGUCAUAGCCCCGCCUCCCGGCGCAACGCCAAACACGACAAUCACCGGGGACUCUUGCGGACGGAGCUUUGCGCCUUAUGCAAAUUUACUUGAAGCAAUGGGGAGGGGGGGGGGCGAUCUGCGUGGGUCUGUCCUUCACCGUGCCGCAGCCGCUUGGGUCAUACAGGUACAAGACUUUGAAUUUCUGACUUUUGAGUCUUAUUUUCCUGUUUAGAAACUGAAAGGGUGAAUCCUAUAGGAUUUUUGUUUACUUGUUUUAUUCUUUUUAUUGUAUGAUUGCUGCCAUUGUUGGUUAAGAUGUGAAAAAAACAACUUGUUUAUCAACUAUCACUUUCUGUUGGAUAUCCUGGACAUUUGUUGGAUGAAAGACCUAUAGAGGAAUUUUUUAAACUGACUUGGAUGUAAGCAGAGAAGACUGUCAGUUUGAUUGAUCCUCAUGGGGACCUGCAUUAAUAGUACCUGGAUAUGACAUGGAGCUAAAGCACCUUUUUCCAGCAGACCGUAACCCGUUCCUGAGUCAAGCUUUGUUUGAACCUCCAAGGCCGCUGUCUGGGACACCUUGUACCGGAUCAGACAGGCUGGGGUUGUGCUCCGGCUGCUGCUUGACUCCUGAAGUUCUGGGUGCCAUGUUCCCUCUCAUGAGUGUCUUCCUUUUGUUCUAAAAAGGGAUACGGUACACUGACGGAACAGCUGCGCGAUGAAACUGGAACGCCUGCCUGGUUUGGCAAGGAAAGGGAUCCUGCAUCCUGUCUGCUAAGUCCAAAUGAGAGUUUCACACACCUUUUGGAGUUAAAGACCGAAAUGCCAAAUUAUGGCAAAGAAUUUUUUUCUGUACUGUUGUGACUAGUGAUUUUCUUUUAUUAUAUUUUUUUUAAUUGCUUGAAGGAGUAUUCUGUGAGAAUAUUUCCAGCAUGUUUGACUACGUUGUAACUCAGGCCUUAAGGAACCUGGCUUUAUAAAUGCAUUCAAGCCUGAUGGGUUAAAGGUUUGAAACGUACAGGUAUAAAAUGGUGCUUGACUUGGCUGAGGACAGGAAGGGGUGUAGCGAUCUCCAUGUACAGCGUGUACAUACACUCCAUCAGGGCCCAUUUGCUCCAGCUUUAAGCUCGAUUGGAUUUCUAUAAAAUGCAGAUUGUUUCUGACCAUGGUUAGCAAGCACAUGUACUUUUAAAGGUUUUUCACAGCUGCGUUUGUGCUGAUAUUUAAUUUUAACAGAGCCGAGGAUAUUAGUGUUCUAUGUUAUUUAGUUCAGCUGGUUAUUCUGAGUUGAUUUUUCUAUGACUAGUGAAAUUUAGGUAAUCAAUCUGUGAUCUACACACUCUUAUUUUAAGAUUUCAAGGGACUUUUAGAAACAUCCAUUCCACCACCUUGGCUGGUGGAAUUGAAUCCUGGGCUGCCCACUCGCAGUUUAACGUGAUCUGAACAUUAAUCAAUCGCUAAGCUGUCGCAGUUCUGAACCUUGCCCAGAACCCGCUCCUUUAAUUUGGUCCCAUUCGUUUUAAUUACAGACAUCAUUAGCAUUGUUGUCCAUGCCUUUGUACCACUUUGACGGUGAACUUUCUCGUUGGCCCCUGGCUGGAGGACUGUGAAGGUGCUCAGGUCAGCAGUGCUCUCUCAUUCUCUCAACCCUCAUUCUUUUUGUGCACUGGAAACUCGGCAAAGGUUUACAAAUCGGAUAUUUCUCUUUUUAAAUGACCCUGCAAAUAACGUAUCACUGCUCUCCUGGUAGUGGACAGGUAUACAUUUUUUUUCCCGACUGCUUGAAAAACAAACUGAAGCCCAGUGAACGUGGAUUUGGAUUGGUUGGAUAACCAUGCGCUGAAAACGUACGAAUCUGUUAAAGCAGUUUGUGAAGACGAAUCUGGGACUGGGCACGUGGACAGUUUACUGUUUGUGAUCUGGGUCAGAUCUUUGAAAAUAAAAGUUGUCAGAUGUAAGUGUA
Molecule: messenger RNA, 3976 nt
Organism: Brienomyrus brachyistius
Lineage: Eukaryota; Metazoa; Chordata; Actinopteri; Osteoglossiformes; Mormyridae
Product: sterile alpha motif domain-containing protein 13-like
Exons: 4
Coding region: 1749-2042 (97 amino acids)
Molecular function (GO): protein binding
Source: RefSeq, a predicted model, not a curated record